AUGGUCUUCGAGCAUGGCAAGACCCCAGGAUCUGGAGACGGUGGCUGCGUCAACUUAAAGCGUGGUGGCCUUGUGCAGACUGGUGGCAGCAUUCUCUUCUCUGACUGCCAUGCGGGCUCCUGGGGCAGUGCUGGAGCUCUCUUUGUCAACGGCAACCUCCGGCAAACAGAUGGCCAGCUCCUGUUUUAUGAUUGUACUUCGCCUUUGUCCGGUGGGGCGCUUUCCGUGCUGGGAGAUGCCACUCAAGAGGGUGGGCUCAUGGAGUUCCAGAAGUGCUACUCUGAAGAGACUGGCGGUGGCAUGCACGUUCUCGGCGACCUGACGCAGCUGGGAGGCAUGAUAGA
This is a messenger RNA of Symbiodinium necroappetens, 344 nucleotides long. NCBI's taxonomy places the organism in Eukaryota, Dinophyceae, Suessiales, Symbiodiniaceae. The record is from the annotation of a GenBank genome assembly.